AUGCCUCACCUGAAGGACGGAUUGUCAUUUAAAUCCCGGCUCAGUGUCUUGGUUUUCCAUCACACUGUUGUCGCUCUCCUUCUAACAAACACCUGUGCAGGUGAGUCGCAGCUGAUUGGUCCACUUCAGCCCAUAGUGGCAAUGAUCGGUCAUGACGUCAUUUUGCCGUGCCAACUGGACCCUGCCGAGGAUGCCACUGUCAUGACCGUGGAGUGGGCCAGGCCGGACCUGGAGCCCAGAUUUGUCCACGUGUUACACGAUGGCCUGGAACUGGAUGAGAAAAAAUACCACCUCUACAUGGGACGAACAUCGCUGCUGAAUAAUCAGCUGAUGUACGGUGACGUUUCACUGAAACUCGCUACAGUGAAACUCUCUGAUGAGGGAAAAUACAAGUGCUUCAUUCCCACGUUGAGUAAAGAAAUGCUCAUUGACCUUGUUGUUGGUGCUGCCUCCUCUCCUGUCCUAACAAUUAACAAAGACACUAGUGCAGUGGUUUUAGAUUGUGAAAGUAAAGGCUGGCACCCAAAGCCUGAGCUGUUUUGGCUGGACGGUGAGGGAAACCUCCUCCCUGCUGGAGCUCCAGAGACAGUCAGAGGUCCUGAUGGCCUCUAUACUGUCAGCAGCAGAGUGACUGUGGAGAAGAGCCACAGCAACAGCUACACCUGCAGGGUUCAGCAGCACAAAAUACAGCAAACCAGGGAGACACAGAUUCAUCUUGAAGAUGGUGUCUUCAUGAACAAAUCUAAUUGUUCUGCUGCUAAUAUCACCACUGGCUUAGCUGUUGUCUUGUUGUGUGUUGUUGUUGUUGUCUUUUUUGUUUAUUUUUGGAGAACAAACAAACUUGAGACACAGCAGAGAGAAGAGCUCAACAACUUAGGAGAAGAAGGUCCAACAGAAGAAGAGAGAGAAAGACAGAAGCUCAUGGCAGAGAAGGAGAGGGAGGAGCUGGAGAAACAGCUCACGAAGCUGGAGUCAGAGCUGAAGGAGGUAAAGAAAAAUGAAGAGACUGAGAAGAAGCUGAAGGAAGAUGCUGAGAAAAUGAAAGACGAGUACAAAGAGCUGCUAAGAAAGACCAACUUGGUUCUCAAAAACAGAGGGUCAGAACUUGAGAUUAGGCUUACGUCAACCCAAAAAAAGACCAUGAAGAGUUCUGAGAAGAAAGACGGGAAGGUAAAGGCAGUCGCUGAGGCGCUGAAGGAGACAAAUGCAGUGUUCGAUGAGGUUCAGAGAAAGUUUUAG
Molecule: messenger RNA, 1239 nt
Organism: Myripristis murdjan (pinecone soldierfish)
Lineage: Eukaryota; Metazoa; Chordata; Actinopteri; Holocentriformes; Holocentridae
Product: butyrophilin subfamily 3 member A2-like
Exons: 6
Coding region: 1-1239 (412 amino acids)
Biological process (GO): T cell receptor signaling pathway; regulation of cytokine production
Cellular component (GO): external side of plasma membrane
Molecular function (GO): signaling receptor binding
Source: RefSeq, a predicted model, not a curated record